ACCCUGCAUUCUCAUCAUGGACUCCCUGAAGAUCUCUUACCAUGAGAGCAUCUAUAAGCUCUUGCGGGAUUACCUACAUGUAGAGUGGGAGGUGCGUAGAGGAACACGCAGAGACUUCACUGUGGACAGUAUGAAGGCUUCCCACUGUACAGUCCCUCUACAGGACAACAGCAGCGACUGUGGCCUCUACCUKCUGCAGUACGUGGAGAGCUUUCUGCAGAACCCAGUGGUGCACUUUGACCUCCCCCUGCGUUUGGAGCGCUGGUUUCCACGGCAACAGGUGUGGAGGAAGAGGGAGGAGAUCCGGAGCCUGGUGAUGGAGCUGCACGGUCGCCAAGGCAACGGCGGGAGCAGCUGCAGGUAGCCAGGGUACCUGAUCAGCAAUGCACUACUACUACAAUACCCCUAAACUGUGAAGGACUUUUAUUUUUUAAAUGUACAAUACAUGUAAUAUUUAUACUAUUUUUGUAUUACUAUUUUUUAAAUAAAAUGUCACAGGAUGUUUGUUUCUCACUUGUAUGUAAUGUGAAUGUACAGAAUAAUAGGAUUGUAAAAUUGAAUAAAAUUGUUGAUGUAAUGUUUAGUUUUUAGAAGAGAGCAUUUGGAAUGGACAUUAUUACACAAGGAUAUGAGUGAGCACACACKWCUAGUUUGCUGAGCAGAAGCGUAACUCAUGUACCCAGAACAGGUUUCUUUUUCAAAUGUCCUUAUGACUCACACAUAAAACCACUAUAAAUAUUAAAGUCAAUAUUACUCAGUUAUUCCUGUUCCGUGUGUCCGGCUGUUGUUCCUGACCAUCGGUCAUAAAGGACUCAAUAUGCACAUGAUUGUUAGCAGCUGCUAAACAAUAGUGUUAUCACUACAGACGAGUCAACAUGUUGGCAGUGUUUUACUUUUGGCUCGUCAUGAUGUAGCUGCUUAGUUUGUAAGAAAAAGKCAAUGUUCCAGUGGGGAACACCGAGUAAGCUUACACAAUGACCGCUUGUAAUAUGAUGAUUAGAACAGCACCUCUCCCCUGUUCUGUUUACUAAAUUCCCCUCCAACUUUGUGCUGUAUGAAAGUCUAGGGACCUGACUCACUCUGUCAUAAGAAACAGAAAUAACAUUCUCCCCACACAGUAAGGGUUUCCAUUUGGGUUUCUGUUUGUUUUCAUGGUGUAAACAUUGAUUUGUUAAUGGCAUGUUUAUAAUGAUGUAUUUACAAUAAUGUAUUUAUAAUGUGGUAUAUUCCUGGAUUAAAGAUGCCCCCAAAGUCUACCUAGCAARGRCUGGACAGAACUCUCUUCUGUCACCAUCACAAUAUUGUAGAGCYAGAAUCCCAGAUAUGACCUUUUAAGUUAUUGUGUGUUUUUCACACGGGCACAGUUAAUAGGUUUUUCAGUUUGMGUCGUUAACACUAAGUCUGAUAGGAUAUGUGCUUAACCAUAUGUACUUAAUUGGGUUAAGUUGGUAGAAUGAGCGUUUUUGGAUAAUUGGAGUCUUUGGUGCAGCCUCUCACAGCAUGUGGGCCCCAGACAGAGCCCUCUUAGACAGGACAGAGCCCUCCUCCACCCCUACUGGUGUUGGAAGGGUAAAGUCACCCCCCCACACCUCCCAAAUGAAUUGGGCUACCCUUCCUAUUCGCCCCAUCCAAAUCUCUACCCCAUUGAUUUAGCCACUGUCAGAAAAUGGCCCCACUACUACAGUAUAAAAACUAGUGUUUAUCAAUUCUUCCAUAUUGUUAUCCUAAUGCUAUAAUUAUGUUGGCUUUAAUUUUGUCUUAUAGUUAGUUAAAGCCGUAUAGUCCAAAAUGCAGUAGCCGGUUUGAAGGUUUAAAUUGUGCUGUUAAGGUAGCCACUGGUUCACUAUGGAUGGGCUUUACGGCUGGGUUCAAGGGUUCCAUAGAAUGAACCAAGGACAUCCAUACUGCUUAACUCGUCUUACACCUUCCAGCCUACAACUACUAAUGCAUUGGUUUAGGGUCUGGAGAUCAGGACUGAGAUCAAUGUCCUUCCAAUAGACAGGUCCAGAUAGUCAACAGGUAGUCUGGAGACYUGUUUUAUAGAGAACCCUGUUAAAGCAGUUUGAAGUUAGUUUUGUUUUUAUUUACAGAUUGUUUAACUCAUUUAAAUGGGCUAACAUCAAAUCUACUUUGUAAUGACAAUAAAGAAACUCCGUGUGACCGA
This is a messenger RNA of Salvelinus sp. IW2-2015, 2164 nucleotides long. RefSeq lists its product as uncharacterized. Gene Ontology annotation, cellular component: cytoplasm; nucleus. NCBI's taxonomy places the organism in Eukaryota, Metazoa, Chordata, Actinopteri, Salmoniformes, Salmonidae. Gene Ontology annotation, molecular function: SUMO-specific endopeptidase activity. Gene Ontology annotation, biological process: proteolysis; protein desumoylation. The record is from RefSeq and is a predicted model, not a curated record.